AUUUUUUUUUUUAAUACUUUAAAAAAUAUAGCAAUUUAGUAUAAAUAGCAAGCAUUGAAAGUGCAUAAUUUGAUUUAGAAAAAUAUUUAAAAUUUGAAUAAAGUAAUAAUUUUCAAACAACUGCCUAAUAAAAGUAAAUACUUAAAGAUGAAAUUUUUUUCUUUUAGUUAUUCUUUUCUAAGAAAACAAAGAAAAAAGGGAUUCAUAUAAAAUAAAAGAGAUUUAUAUAAAAUAUGUGAGACUAUAAAAUAUAAGAUUAUAAAAUAGAAUAUUUUUAGCAAAAGUUAGGUGGGGCGAAUAUUAAGCGGAAGUUAUGAGAGGAUCGUACUGCGCAUGUUCAGACUAGUUGUUGAUAACAUGUCUACCAGUGAAGACGAUAAUGAGUUACGAGAUCUUUUGGUUCAAACUUUGGAAUCAAACGGCACACUGGCAAAGAUUCGGGCCCAGUUACGUGCAAGUGUUUUCUUAGCUCUUGAGAAGCAGGGGCCAAGCCAGAAUAAGGCUCCUUUGCUUAAUGCCAAGCUGAAAGCAUUUUUAAAUACUAAAGAUGGACAUUUAGCUGCUGUGUUGGUGCAUGAGUUUCUGGAAUUUUUUAAUAUGGAAUUCACAGAAGUUGUUUUUGAUGCCGAAACUGGAGUGAAUUUUGAUAAAGGUCAGAGAAAUGUUUUGCUGAAAGAUCUUCAUCUUCCCAAUGAUUUUGAUUCUGUCAAAUCUUCCCCAGUUUUAUCUCAAGCAAUUAAACAAAUUGGAAAACAUGCAGUUGCUGAAACAGAUAACAAAAACCAAAUUGUUCCUAAUGGCCUACCUGAAAGUUGUAUAGCUGAAGCAAAGAGAAAGUUUGAUUUGUAUGACAAGGCUCAUCAAGAGACUGUAGAAAAAGCUGAUGUGACAAAUAUAUUUUGUGAACUUUUCCCUCAUUUUCAUCGAAGUAUUUUGGAAAGAUUUGUGCAAGAAGAAUGCCAUAAUGCUGAGAAAGGCAACAACCAGAGAUAUUUUUGUUUGAUGCCCAAAGAUAUUAACUUUGACGAGUUCUUAACUAUGUACAAGCACCUGUUUGAAUAUUGUAAAAAGGUUGUCCUGAAAAGUUACGUUUUGGAAGAGAAAAAUAUUGGUGAAACCCCUGCUGUUAAAAAUAACAAACUUCCUGCUGUAAAUAAUUCCACAAAUAGAACUUUGGACCAUAAAUUGGGAAAUGGUUUUACUAAGUUAGAUGGCUCUGUGAACAGGAAAGCAGACUCUUUCAGUUUAUCGUCUGAUUGGAACAAUAUCAAAAGCUCUGACUCCAAAGCUCUCCCUCAACAAUCCUUGAACAGUUUAUUGCCAGAGACGCCAGAAGACGACCCUUUCUUCGAUGAUCCCUUUCUACCUACAUCUCCCGGACUCAAAGCAUUAAGUCGGGAUACCAACUGGGGCCAGAAAACUACUGCUGCUGAUGACUGUACCCUUUUCCAAGCUAAACCUGUAACAUUUGUGCCUAAAAUAUCAAAUUCUGCCAAAGAAAACAACGAAAUCCUUAACAAAGAUCCCUUAACGAACCUCAACAAAAAAGUUGUUGAUCUCAAGUUUGUGGAAACUUCUGGAAGUGACAAGAACAAUAUUACCACGACUACCACCACCACUACUACUACUGAGGAGGAGGAUGAUGAUGAUGAUGAUGACUAUGAUGAAGAUUUUGCCAGUGAAGACACCAACAGAAGCCGAUUCGAUGGAAAAGUCAAAAUAACUGGUGGCAGUAUUGUUGAAGAAAUUGAAGAAGAACUGGAUCUGUCUCAAGAACUGUCCAAAAGCGAAAACAGUGAACUUGCUGACCUCACGACAGACAAAACACUCUCCCAACCUGACAUACCUUUCGAUUACAUGGAAGAUGUCCUCUCUUCCUAGUAUCUUCUUUUAACAUUUAGCCUCUUUCCUCAUUUUCAAUUCAAUCUUUAUUUUCUAAACAUUUUAAAUCCUCCCCCCACCUCAACCGCGCACACAUAUUUAUAUAUGCACACACACACACACACACCCACCUACCUUCAAAUUUUAGAACAAGGCACCAUUUUAUGACUUUCAUUGCUUCGAGCUUUCACUGUUUCUCAAUGAGAGAUGUGGCUACGUAAACAUUUUAACAUAUCGCUGCCUGCCUUUUUGUAUAUAUAUAUAUCUCAAAUACAUGCACAUAUACCUUUUGGGGCUAAUAGAUGAAUUAUCCAUAGCCUGGUUCCAUGCAGGUGUCUGUCCUUUUCAGGCAUCUAAAAGGAUUAUCUGUGCAUAUCUGCUGUGUUUGGAUUUAGUGGCUGAAAUAUUGCACAUAUCAAAGAUUUUACACAUUUCCUUCUAACACUUUCAUGUGUUAAUCACUUUAAUAUUUUGGCACACAAAAAAAUUAUGUAUAUAUAUACCUGCAUAUAUAUAUAUAUAUAUACAUACAUGCAUUCAUAUAUAUGUAUAUACACACAUACAUGGACAUAUAUAUAUACAUACAUGUGUAUGUAUGUAUAUAUUUGUUUGGUAAUAUAUAUAUAUACUCAGAAAAAGGAGUUAAAACAUGAAUAUGUUUUUAUUAGUCAGCAGAAAUUACUGAGUGUCUCCUGGUGCAACAGUUUGGUGUAUUGGCAUUUACCAAACUAAUUUCGAUAAGUGCCAUAUGCAUAAAUCUCUCGGCCCUUCAGUGACUCUGUAAUGUCUGCUAAUUAACGUAGGACAGACACUGAAGUGAGAAUCACACAUUUCAUAUAAGGUUAUGUAGACGUGUACUUUAAUUCAAUUUAAUGUAGUUUUUGAAAUCAGUGUAAAUAUGCAUGUAAACACAUACACAUGGGCACAAGCAUGUGUUUGGUUGCUACAUUUUCUAUCAGAAAUAUAUACAUGGGGAAUCCUCUCAUUAUGUAUUUUAUAUGUAAAAAGUUUAACUACAUGUGCCAUCUGUGUGUGUCUGUGUAUAUAUAUGUAUACACCCACACACAUAUAUACAAAUACACGUGUAUAUACACAUUAUUGCCUCUCUUUACUUCUUUGUACAUGAAUUAAUGCAUCAUUAUACACAUGUGCAUAUAUAUAUAUAUAUAUAUAUGUUUGUGUGUGUACACACACACACACACAGUAUUAUCUAUGUAGCUAUAUAAAUGUGUGUAUAUAGAUGUAUGUAUAUACACACACACACAAAUGUUAUAUAUAUAUAUAUACAUACACAGAGGAACGUUUGUAUUGGAGCUUCUGGUGCAAAUUGCCAGGCAGUCCAGCAUGUAGUUUCCAAAUUUCAGGCAGUGAAUUGUGUCAUGGGGCUGUUUUUCUCACAGACGGUACCCAACUGACCCUACUAUACUGUGUAGUUGACAAAAUCAAAAACAAACCAUGCACAUGCGUGAAAUUAAAAAUAUAAAAUAGCGACAAAUUACCCAUUGCACCCUGUAUAUAUACACACAUACCACAGAUUCAGCUAAUUAUAUAUAUCUAUAUAUAUAUAUAUAUGUGUGUGUGUAUAUAUAUAUUCAGUCAUAUUGUUCACUAGAGAAUGUCAUCUUUUACUCUUAAUAUUUGUUUUGUAAAUAUACGAGGCAACACACCUUUAGAGACCAUUCCUUAUUUUUCAUUUCUUCAAUUCCAAUCUAAUUUAAUCUCAGGUAUGCUGUAGUCAUUGAUUGUUCAUUCAUUUGGGGAUCAUAUAUCCCACCCACCUUAAUUUCAAGUGUGUAAAUUAUACCUCACACAGAACAGUGUUAUAUUUCGAGAGCUUUACUUCAUUAUAAAUUUACUGAUGUAAAUAUUAUAUAUUUUGUGUCUUAACAAAAUUUCUGUGUAAAAAAAAAACGAACAAAAUGUCAUUAUUACCUGCCAGGACACACAGGGAAGUGGUUUCUUAAAGCUUGCUUUACAAACAAUUAUACAUGUUCAAGUGAAGUUAGACCAAAGAAAUAUAUUUUGUCAUACGUUUAGUAACUUACCAUUUUCUUUACCUUUGCAGCAUUAAUUCCAUGCUAAUGAAAAUGUAUUUUUCUUUUCUUUUUUCGAUUAGAAGUUUGUAGAUUUUGAUAUUAUAGAGAGAAAAGUUUUUACUGCAGAAUGCCUUAUCUAAACCAUUCGGUUAUAAAAUUGCUGUGGAAUCUGUAACCCAGGUAUAUUUAGGCCAUUUAUAUAAUUUGUCCAAGAGGCUGCUGCAGUAAGACUCCAACCUGUUCCAGUGUUGUCAGUUAUUUGUCUGAAAGCGUAAUCUCACAGCCAAAGAUCUUUAUUCUGCUUUCUUUAUCAACAAACUGCAACGUAAGAAACCAGGUUACUGCUCCACUGAAUGUCCAUAAAAGGUUGACAUGUUCUUUAAGGCAGGGUUAAGGGCUCAUCUUGUUUCCUACAAGUGUAGUAUUAAAAUCUUGACCUCUAAUUUUUGCUUGAACAGGUAGGUAGUUAAUCUGCAGGCACAACAACAUGGAAUUUAAAAAAUUUUUUUUUUUUUUUGAUCUCCAUGAAAUUCUUUCUUUUUGAGCCAUCUUGAUGUUGUGUGGAGAGGAGAAAUGGCUCUGUGGAUAACAUAUCAGAUUGCCUUUUCCUGUGUAUCAAAUCUUCCUGUCCACAAGUGGUCUUUUUUGUUGUGUUGUUGGCCAAACACUUAAUUCAGCAUUGCUUGGAUUCUUUCUCUGAAUAAUGUUACCUGUGAUAAACAGAUAGACUUCCUCGCCUUGGGGAGGUUUCACUCUUCUCCAUUAAACACCAUAAAUGUCUUGAAGCCAUUUAUGGUUUUUUGUUUGUUUUGUUUUCUACCACUGUGUUUUCAAGCUGGUAUUUAAUAAAGAGCAAGGCAUUGCACCACCAACAUCAUCAACAGUUUAACCAGCAUCAAUAAUAAUAUAAAUGCUAAGAUGAAUUCCAUGGUCUUUGCUUCACUUAAAAUUCUACAUUAUUUUACUCUGUGCAUUGACAAUAGGGAUGUUGAUGUGGUGAUGUGCAUGCAUUGAAAAUAAACUCCUUAGGUUUCUGAAGAUUUCUUUUGAAUUGUCUCCACCAUCAACUCCCUAAAGAUAACAGGGAUCUAAAUGAUGGUGGUUCCUCAAUCUCAUUUUUUUAUGCUGAACAAAAGGAGUAAGCCAGAGGGGGGGGGGUGAGUGAGUCCCAUCCCUCACCAAGCUUUACCUAUUAGCAGUUGAUUUUCAGCUUUGCAAGCUUAAAGGAACACUCAUCAGUUUUAUAGUGCUCUUUUGCUAUUUACAGUUGUAAGAUGGAGCCACUGUAUGUAGUGGACUGGGCCAUUGAGAGUUGAGUAUUUUUGCUAUGGACACAAACAUAGUAAUGGAAUAUGACUUGCUGAUCUUUCAGUGAGUUGUUUCUAUCAGUUUCUUUAAAAUAAAACUGAUAUUCCUCCAAAACAUUGCGCCUGGGUACCACCACUUGAAGGCAUUACUUUUGAAAGAAACGUCAGAUUGCUGGAGCAAACCUUAACCAUUUUGCAGGAGAAUUUGAGCUCAUCACCUCAAAGUAAAGAAUAAUUUAAGUUCACAGGGUUGUGGUACCUGUUUGCAGCUGGGUGGUCUGAGCUGUUACAGUUUUUAGAGAAAAGUUAUUAAAUAAAAAAAUAGUCUGUUAAAAUGGUUGACAUCUCACCCAUGUAUGGUCUUCUUCCAAUUCCCUCCUGCCCCCUAAAAAAAAAAGGAAAGGUUUAAGCAAAGCUGAAGAAAGAAGUAGGCUGUUACUUUUACGAAGAAUAUAUAAUCCAAAGGACAAGUUUCUGGUGAUAGAAAAAAAAGGUAAUUAGUAAUUAACAAUAAAGACAUCCCUCUCCCCACCGAAACAAACAAAAGUGAAUAAAAUAAAGACUUGGCAGUGCCCCAGCAUGGCCGUAAUAAUUACUGUGUGAUGUUGAUGAGAACUCAUCUGAAAAUUCCAACGUCUGUAACUUUGGGAUGUUUCUCAUUUUUGUUUUGCAGAACUGAACUUGUUUUUAUUAUUAUUAUUAGAAAACUUUAUGAAAUAAUAAAUAUAUGUUAACAUUUA
Molecule: messenger RNA, 5964 nt
Organism: Octopus bimaculoides (California two-spot octopus)
Lineage: Eukaryota; Metazoa; Mollusca; Cephalopoda; Octopoda; Octopodidae
Biological process (GO): microtubule anchoring
Cellular component (GO): centrosome
Source: RefSeq, a predicted model, not a curated record